Molecule: messenger RNA, 1173 nt
Organism: Penicillium cinerascens
Lineage: Eukaryota; Fungi; Ascomycota; Eurotiomycetes; Eurotiales; Aspergillaceae
Product: aurora family serine/threonine-protein kinase
Exons: 3
Coding region: 1-1173 (390 amino acids)
Biological process (GO): regulation of cytokinesis; mitotic spindle organization; protein phosphorylation
Cellular component (GO): spindle microtubule; spindle pole centrosome; spindle midzone
Molecular function (GO): protein kinase activity; ATP binding
Source: RefSeq, a predicted model, not a curated record
AUGGCGACCAAGACAUUGGAAGCUCGGUUCGAGCACCUGUCCGUCAAGGACGAGAAGGAAAUUGGAAAUGAUCGGACCUAUGGAAAGCAAAAGGGCUCCCUGUCCACUGCCGUCUCCCUCUCCGGCCUUGGUGCGGCCCAGUUGAACAAUUCAAACAGGUCCCACCUGCUGAAGCUGGCUCUUCAAAACACCAAUGACAACAAGGUCAACUCCAUGAAUGUUCCUGCUUCGCCUGUCAGGAGCUCCCAAGGCGCAAGAGUGUCCCGCAAUACGGACGAGAAUGGAGAACAGCGCACGUCGACGUCGCUGAGUGAGCCUUCUGUGCCAAGGGAACUACACCUCGGAAUGUUUGAGAUUGGCAAACCUCUCGGAAAGGGCAAGUUCGGUCGUGUUUACCUUGCCAAAGAGCGAUCUUCGGGCUUUGUCUGCGCCCUCAAGGUGCUGCACAAAUCGGAACUACAACAAGGCGGCGUCCAGAAACAAGUCCGCCGUGAAAUCGAGAUCCAAAGUAAUCUCCGCCACCCAAAUGUCUUGAGACUCUACGGUCACUUCCACGACAGCAAGCGUAUCUUCUUGAUUCUCGAAUUUGCUGGUCGGGGUGAAUUGUACAAGCACCUUCGGAAAGAGCACCGAUUCCCCGAAUGGAAAGCUGCGCAAUACAUUGCCCAGAUGGCCGCGGCACUGAAGUACCUUCACAAGAAGCAUGUGAUGCACCGCGACAUCAAGCCCGAGAACAUUCUCGUCGGUAUCCAUGGAGAAAUCAAGAUCAGCGACUUUGGUUGGAGUGUCCACGCUCCCAACAACCGACGCCAGACCAUGUGCGGAACGCUCGAUUACCUGCCUCCAGAGAUGCUGAAGCCGGGCUCUCAGGAUAACUACUACAGCGAGAAGGUGGACCUGUGGAGUCUGGGUGUACUGACGUACGAGUUCCUGGUCGGCGAGGCGCCUUUCGAAGAUACCCCGGUGAUGACCCAGCGCAGAAUUACGAGGGCCGACAUGUCCGUUCCGUCCUUCGUUAGCCCGGAGGCCAGGGACCUCAUCAAGAAGCUGCUUGUUCUGGAUCCCGAGAAGCGAAUUCCUCUGGACGAUAUCCAGCGUCAUCCUUGGAUUGUCAAGCACUGCGUGAAAGAGGCAAAGCGGAGCUCGGGUUCCUCGAAGGAUGGCAAAGCGUGA